AUGGGAAAUUGCCUCUUCAAAGGCUCGACUACGACUCUCGACGGCAUCGGUCUGCGGCCGGUGCCAGCGGAAAGGCCGAAAACGUUACGGAAACUCAAGUCGGUGUACGACGCCUCGCCGACGGACCCGCCCACCAUCACCAGCACCAACCUGAGCAGCAAUGGACAGACGGACAGGAAUGUCAACGGCGUGGAGGACGAAGUCAGGAGGCGGAGUAAUACGACGAGCUCGACGCACAGUGGUGACAAGUCGCUGUCGAUUCUCAGCCCAUUCGACGAGCAGGAGGAAUGGGCGAAGAUAUCGGAAAUAAUGGCAUCGUUUGGCAGCAAGCUCGUGCGGGAGUCCGUGUUCGUUUCCGAAUUGGAGCAGGAGUUCACGUCGAGGCUGGGGCUGAGCUGCUCCGAGUCAAGCCUCAGCCCCUCAGUCACAUCCAACUUAGGCUUCUGGCUAUCGAGCAUCGGCCUGCACGACUACGAGCCGCUCUUCUUGGAGAGCGGUUACGAUGAUAUCGAUUUCAUUAACGGCAUCUUAGACGAGAACGACCUACGCGAAAUGGGAAUAGAGGAGAACGAUCGACAGAAGAUUCUAGAGUCCUCGAAACAGUUACCAUUGAAAAUAACGGAGAUAAGCAAUAACCAUAACAAUAAUAACAUAAGCAAGAGCCGAAACGAAACGUCGACGAGUGGC
This is a messenger RNA of Iphiclides podalirius (scarce swallowtail), 687 nucleotides long. NCBI's taxonomy places the organism in Eukaryota, Metazoa, Arthropoda, Insecta, Lepidoptera, Papilionidae. The record is from the annotation of a GenBank genome assembly.